AUGACGUCGUCUGAAAAGUUGACUGAGCUGACGAUCGAUGAUCUCGAUAAUAUCGAUAUAACGUUGAUGACAUUGAGGAAGCCUACGGAGCUCAAAAAAGUGAUCGAUUCUGUGCCAAAGCCUGUGAGAGCUGUGCCAAAAAAUGGCUUGCCCCUGUGGUACAAACUUGGGUUGGAGUGCAAGUUACCAGUGCCAAAAAUGCCUGUUGGUAAAGUUAUAUUCUCGCGCGGGAGGAUCGGCGAAGACGUUCGACGACUCGGCCUCGGGCUCGGCGGUGGCCCACGACCUACCUUCGACCUCACAGAUCCUUACUGCAACAACGUUUCCUACGACUACGUGCCCAUGCAUGACCCCCACCUCGCCCACCACUUCUCGCAGAAACCCGCUAGGAAUAGGAUGAAACAGCUCGGCUUCUGCACCAAGGAUGGCAGGGCAGUCUGCUCGUUGAAGGAGUUCAAUCAGUACAGGAAAUAUUUGUACAACCAGUUCAUGGAUAGGAUUCACAUGGAGAUGAAGAAAUUGGAUGAACGUGCGAGAGAUGACUUAACCCUGAAACGAGUCGAGAUUGAUGUUGCAAGAAGACUUCAGGUGUUCACAAAAGCAGAGAAAGCGAGGGAGCAUCUCGAAAAGGUUGCGCAGGAACACGCAGAUGAAUGGGCGUCUAAGAAACGAGCUGCCAAAGCUCAAGAAAAGAAAAUCCAAGCCAGGAUGAAAUAUUUAGCAGAAUUUAACGAGAAGCAGCGAAGGGAGAGAGCGCAGAAGGCUCGGGAGAAACAAAACAGGAUUAAGCAGAGGGUUCAGGCCGCUGCAGAAAUGGAACUCCGGCGCAAGAUUACCAUGGUGAGGCAAUGGCGGGCCAAUGAGAAGAAACGGCUGAACAGGGUCAAGCAAGAGAGAGAAUCAAAGAUUAGGCGGUUGGAAAAUGAGGCUAACAACAAAUGGAUCGCACGCGUGGAAGCUCAGAACAUGAAGAUACAAGAAGAGGCUCUGCUGCUGAAGCUGUACUCCGAAGACAUGACUGCCGGUGCUAAGAGGAGAGCCAAGAAAGCAGAAAUAUACGCGUACAACACAGAUCUGGAGUUGCAGCGCAUCAGAUUGGCCAACUGGAAGCUAGGACACGGAGGCACCGCGAAGACAGUGCGGCUUAUCAAGAAAAUGGGCUCUGAGUUUGAGAAGUCGAAGCGCGGUGCCAAAGGCAUGAGUCCGGAACUCGCACAGAAGAUGGCUGCCCAGGCGAUGUCGAACGCGAUGUCGACACAAGGCGACACGCUCAUGAUCCUGGGACAGGCGCGCGUCAGGAUGGACAUCGAGACCUUGCUGCCGCUAGCUCCAAUACGAUUACUUGAUGAGAUGCUUGAGUCCGCCAUAAUGGAGUUCUCCCGUCGUCGCGUGCAUCAACUACUGCAAGAUGUGGAGAAUAUGGUACAAUCGCGAGCAUCCGUCGUGUUCUUCCAGGACUUUAGGCAACCGGUCGGCAAGAAACGAUCAAAGCAGUCCCGUUGGCAAUCUCAAAUAGCGGCCGAGAUGGCGCGUCAUCAUGCGCGCGAGAGUAUGCUCGGCUUCGGAGAAGCUAUCAAAAUACCCGCAGAAGUGGAAUCUGAGAUUGAGCUCAAAAGCAUUAAAGAAAGAAUUCCUACGCCUGUGCCAUCGAAAACGAAAUUGGCUGAGGUCACAUUCAUAGACAGGGUGGAAGACUUACCCGAUCCCGUGUCUGUGCCCACCUACCUUCCAGAGAGGAAGAAAUUACUUGACAUGGUGAAUGCAUCAGCAAAGCUACUGUCUCGCACCGUGACCGCGAAGGUGGACAAGGGCAUGGACGUCACCGUGGGCAAGGUGACACUGCCGAAGAUGAGACACCCAUUGGAAUGGGGUGAAGCAGUAGAAGGGCUAGCGUUGGCGGUAGUAGAUAACCGCGUGCACGCCGAGUGUGCGGACGUGCGGCGCGCGUGCGAGUUCCUCACCAACCGCGUGCUCAAGAACUUGCAGAACGACAUGAAGCAGGAGAGGAAAGUAUGUAGAUCUUUCUUCUUUAGAUUGUUUAGAAAGGGGGGAAAGGGAAUUCCACAAGUGUACUGAACCGAUUGUGACGUAAAUUUUGAUUGUGGUCGAAUCAGUCAGGCAAAUUGGGCGCCGGAAAUUUUUAGAAAUGU
This is a messenger RNA of Helicoverpa zea (corn earworm), 2150 nucleotides long. RefSeq lists its product as uncharacterized. The record is from RefSeq and is a predicted model, not a curated record. The coding region runs from base 1 to 2076 and encodes 691 amino acids. The transcript is spliced from 12 exons. Lineage: Eukaryota; Metazoa; Arthropoda; Insecta; Lepidoptera; Noctuidae.